AGGUGCUGCACUGUUUGACUGUUGACUGACCUUUGGUCCCGCGUGCUUGUUUCGGAUAUCGGCCGAGUAUGAUCGCUUGAAGAAGUGCCACCGCGCUGCCGUUGAAUUGACCCUCGCCCUCCCUCCGGACGCCGACCGCAAUUAGUGUUUUUGACUGUGCUCUUCUUAUUGUCGCCCUGCCCUGCCCCCGGUCAAACAUGGCACAGUCAAAGUUCAAGCAAGUGUUCAGCUACCAAUCGUGGGUUCACGCGGUGUCUGGAUCGGCGGGUAGCGUGAUUGCAAUGUCCGCCUUCUAUCCGCUGGACACAGUCCGGAGUCGGCUACAGUUGGAAGAACCGGAACGACGCAAGGCACUGAGUACCUGGCGGAUAUUGAAGCACCUGAUCGAGGAGGAAGGCUUCGCGACGCUCUACCGUGGCCUGGUGCCGGUGCUGGAGAGCCUGUGCAUUUCCAACUUCGUCUACUUCUACACGUUCCACAGCUUGAAGGCACUGCGUUCCGGGGGCAGCUCGUCGGGCCAGUCGGCGCUCGGAGAUCUGGUGCUCGGUUCGCUGGCCGGUAUCGUUAACGUGCUAACAACGACGCCCUUCUGGGUGGUCAACACCCGGCUGAAGAUGAAGGGCCUCGACCGGCGCACCGCCGGUGCUGGUAACGGUCACAUCGGUCACAAAGAGCAACACCCCAACAGCUCCACAAACGUCGCGUACGAAGGGCUGUUGGACGGGUUGCAGUACAUCGCGCGCACCGAAGGCGUACGGGGGCUGUGGGCCGGGGCCGUCCCUUCGCUGCUGCUCGUCCUCAAUCCGGCCAUCCAGUUCAUGGUGUACGAAGCGCUCAAGCGACGGCUUACGGAGGGACCGGCCGGCACCGUUACCCGCAGCCCGUCCGCCCUGACGUUCUUCGGUAUCGGAGCGAUCGCGAAAAUGAUCGCCACCGUGCUAACGUACCCGCUGCAGCUGGUGCAAACCAAGCUGCGGCACGGCAAUGCGGACAAAAGCCUCAACCUGCCGGUGGACAUCGACACGGUGCAGCUGCUGCUGAUAAUCCUGAAGCGCCAGGGUGUCGCCGGCCUGUACCGUGGGCUCGAGGCAAAGCUGUUGCAAACCGUGCUCACGGCGGCGCUCAUGUUCAUGGCGUACGAGAAGAUUGCCCGCUUCGUUACUUCGCUGCUCAUUACCAACCACGGGCCCAAGGGCUGAGUGGUGGUGACCGGGAGACCCGCGGAAAACCAAGCUCUUUCUUCCCGAAAGACACACUCUCUGUCUCUCUUUCUCGCUUCCCGGCAUCGGUCCCGGGACCCCCACCCGGUGUUGAUAAGGUGUUAUGUUUCACCCAGCCUGUCCAUUCUAGUCCUUUCCAUCACCAACCAUUUUUACUUUGCAUCUGUGAUGAUGAUACCAAGAGCGCCGGUCGUCCAUCCAUCCUACGCACACAUUCCGAUGAUCCCGGAGCGGGUUGUUUUAUUUAUAUAACCAUUUUACACCUCCUCUACCUAAGGCUUGAAAGGAGGGCAAAACGGCCAGCGCCAGGGUGGCUCGCAGCCGUAUCAUGCCGUUCUUUCUUUCUAUAAUCUUAGCAGAUAAGGGAUAAUGGGGAUUAAACUAAACCGGGACGCGCCCGGUGGGCGUAUGGGGAGGGAACGGCUUUUUUCUCAUUCAAAGACUAGAGUUUCCAAAGCAAAUGCUUGCUUUUAGUAGUCGUUGUGUGUGUGGUUCAUAAGAUAAUGUAUGAAUUUGCGUUGCGACCGAAC
Molecule: messenger RNA, 1750 nt
Organism: Anopheles cruzii
Lineage: Eukaryota; Metazoa; Arthropoda; Insecta; Diptera; Culicidae
Gene: PMP34
Product: peroxisomal membrane protein PMP34
Exons: 3
Coding region: 198-1199 (333 amino acids)
Cellular component (GO): peroxisomal membrane
Molecular function (GO): AMP transmembrane transporter activity; ADP transmembrane transporter activity; FAD transmembrane transporter activity
Source: RefSeq, a predicted model, not a curated record